Messenger RNA from Danio aesculapii, 1305 nucleotides. RefSeq names its product leucine-rich repeat-containing protein 72. The transcript is spliced from 5 exons. The record is from RefSeq and is a predicted model, not a curated record. The coding region runs from base 137 to 748 and encodes 203 amino acids. NCBI's taxonomy places the organism in Eukaryota, Metazoa, Chordata, Actinopteri, Cypriniformes, Danionidae.
UGAUCCAAUUUCCAGCCAUGAAAGAAGGUAUUUUAUUUGUGCAGAAGGAGUCGUAUGUGCGCACACACACUCAUUCACCAUACCAGAGAGCUGCUGACGCUGUGUGUGUGGCUGCAUGAGCUCAGUAUGAGUGCUGAUGCCGUGGUCGUGGGCUGCUGCUGCUGCUGCUGAAGACAGUGAUAUGGAGUCAGGCUCCUUGACCCCUGCUGGCCCCGCAGUGGAGUUUGGUCUCCGGAGACUCUCUUUCGCCUAUCAGGACCUGUUGGAGAUUCCCUACGACACAAUCCUGAAACAGCAGGACAGUCUUGAGGUUCUGGACCUCAGUUACAACCUCCUGGACGAGAACCCGGCUCUUUUAGGAGGUUUGGAGAAGCUCAGCACUCUCAUCCUGGACUGCAACAACUACAGCGCUCAUGUCAAAUUCCCCUUCAUGCCCAGCCUCACCACCCUGUGGAUCAACAAGAACAAAAUCAGCAACCUGCCCAUCAUAGUGGAGGAGAUCUGCUGCAAGUUCCCCAACAUCAAAAUUCUCAGUAUGAUGAACAAUGAAGCGGCACCCAGUUACUUUAACGGAGGCAGUCUCACACAGUACAUCGACUACAGGCAGUAUGUGAUCAGUCAGAUCCUCGGUCUAGAGGUGCUGGACGACACAGAGGUGCAGGAGAAAGAGCGAGAACAGGCCCGCAAAACAUACCGGGUGCAGAGGAUCAGAGAGGCCAGCAGGAGGAGGAAAGAGCUUCAUCGCUGACAGACCAUCAUCAUCAUCAUUAUCAAAUCAUCAUCAUCAAAUCACCAUCAUCAUAAAAUCAUCAUCAUCAUCGUCAAAUCAUCAUCAUCAUCAUCAUAAAAUCAUCAUCAAAUCAUCAUCAUCAUCAUCAUCAUCAUCAUCAUCAUCAUCAUCAUCAUCAUCAAAUCAUCAUACCGGGUGCAGAAGAUCAGAAAGGGCAGCCGGAGGAGAAAAGAGCUUCAUUGCUGAAGGACCAUCAUCAUCAUCAUCAUUUUCAGACCAUCAUCAUCAUCAUAAGACCGUCAUCAUCAUCAUCAGACCAUACUUAUUAAGUCAUCAUCAACAUCUUCAUCAUCAUCAUCAACAUCAUCAUCAUCAGACCAUCUUCAUCAUCAUCAGACCAUCACAGUUAUCAUCAUCUUCAUCAUCAUCAGACCAUCAUCAUCAUCAUCAUCAUCAUCAUCAAAGAACAUCAACAGCCCCAGCACUCCUUCAUGAGCUUCACCGCACAAGCAGAUCACAUUCACACCAUAUCUGAAAACAACAAAUAAAUAAACGUGUAAUGGUGUGGAAAUCUC